UUACGAGUAUUAUGAUUGAAAUUAGGCAUUGUUCGAGCGAAUGAAUGAAUCUCCCUAAUGGAAACAAAUGAAUUAAGCGGCGACAGGAAAAUGUGAAUCAAGCAAAAUGAAUAAAAUUACCAUUAUUAAGCGGCAAUUGAUGUCGCUCUGAUUAUCAUAAUUAAAUUCGUUUUGAUUUAAAAGCCUAAACUCACGCGGCAAACAAUAGCAGGAAACUAGCACCGCAUUGUGCAAUCCAAGGUUUAAAUGUGAUUUAAAAUUGUGACAAAACAGAACCCGCAACGAUGAUGAUAGCUAUGAGAGCGGCCCCAGCAGCAGCAUCAUCAUCAUCAGUGGACCAGUGCAAAAACCAGCAGCCUCGCGAGACAAACAUGAUUUUAUGAUAAAGUGACCAGGAGCCACUAGCAACUAGCAACUAAAAGCGACGACACCCCAGCAUUACCAGAACAAUGUCAGACAAGAAAGAUGCCACCGCUGGCUUACCUGACCAAGUGACGAGUCGGACCACGCCUCAGGCCGGUCUAACGCCUUUGCGCCACAGCCAGCUCUCGGACAGCGGAGCGGAGAGCUGCUACGAAGGUGAUGAGCAGGCGCGACUCAUACGUUCGCCCUCGGCGCGGGCCCACAAGUUCAUCAUUAUACCGGCCACGCCGGGAACCCCACCUGCCGGCACCUCAGCGGGUCCAACGCCCUUCCGGCAGGCCAGCUCCACCACCUCGCUGGCGGCUAUGGCGGCGUCUUUUCAAAAGCAGCAGCCGCCUUACAACCGACAGACAUCGGUAAAGUCACGGCCCAGCUCGGAAGUACUGCAACCGCAACAGCAUCAGAUGAUUAUGCAGCAGCAGCAGCAGCAACAGCUGCAGGCACCGCCUCCCGGAGAAGGUGGCUCCACCUCCACGGUGACCUUUACCAUAGACGACUGCGAUGGCCAGCCGCCGGCUCCUUUGCCACCCAUCUCGCCCACGCCGGCAACCCUGACCUGUACCACCACCACUACCAUGGCCGGAGAUGGGGUGGCCGUCUCGCCGCUCAGCAUGGAGCUGCGCUCGCGCAUCGGCAGCCACCACAGCAGCAUGCGAUCCGUGGUCUCAGGUUACCUGCCCGGCCUGAGUGACAGCAGCAACAACCUGGUCGGAGGCCUGCCGAUGGCCACUUCCGGCUUACAGGCACCGCAUCCGCUCUAUAUGCAACCGCAGGCCUCGCUGAGCGGCAGUUCCUAUCAGUUUCACGACCUGGCCGCCAACCAGAUCUACUCCGAUGUGACAUCCGUACGCUCGCUGGCCUCCAUUGGCAUUGGCUCGACGGACGGGCGCAAGCUGGUCAUCCGGCGAGUCCCGACCACGGCCAACGAGCUAUUCGACAUGGUCAAUCCACAGACGCCGCCGCCCUUGGGCAUUGAUGACGAUGACAGCUACCUGGACAUGUCCGAUGAGGCCGCCCACUUGAAGCCACGCCAGCAGCACUGGGCCAACAAGAUGCAGUUCGUGCUGGCCUGCAUUGGAUACUCGGUGGGCCUGGGCAAUGUCUGGCGGUUUCCCUACAUGUGCUAUAAGAGUGGCGGUGGUGUUUUUCUAGUACCUUAUUGCAUAAUACUGUUCAUAUGCAGCAUUCCACUGCUGUUUAUGGAGCUUUCUGUCGGCCAAUACACUGGCCGAGGACCCAUCGGUGCGCUGGGCCAGCUGUGUCCUCUGUUUAAAGGAGCCGGACUGGCCAGUGUGGUGGUAUCGUUCCUCAUGUCCACCUACUACAGCGUCAUCAUUGGCUACUCCAUUUACUAUUUCUUUACGUCCUUCAAAACGGAGAUGCCCUGGAUUGACUGCAACAAUAGAUGGAACACGCCGGACUGUUGGGUGCCACAACGCAGAGAAAACAAUUCCACGGCGCCAGACACCUCACGCACUCCCUCCGAGGAGUUCUUUGAAAACAAAGUCCUGCAGAUUAGCGGAGGUCUGGAGUAUCCUGGCAUGAUGCGCUGGGAGCUGUUCGCCUGUCUGAUCUGCGCCUGGCUGAUGGUUUACUUCGCCACCUGGAAGUCCAUCAAGUCGUCGGCCAAGGUGCGUUACUUCACCGCCACCUUUCCCUUUGUCCUCAUCAUCAUUCUGAUGGGUCGGGCCGUCACCCUGGAUGGGGCCGCCGAGGGACUCCGCUUCUUCUUCCGGCCCAAGUGGUCCGAACUAAAGAACGCCAAUGUGUGGAUCAAUGCUGCCUCGCAGAACUUCAACUCACUGGGCAUCACCUUCGGCUCGAUGAUCUCUUUUGCCAGCUACAAUAAGUACAACAACAACAUCCUGCGCGACACGGUGGCCGUGAGUGCGGUGAACAUGAUCACCAGCCUGCUGGUGGGGAUCUUUGCGUUUUCCACGCUGGGGAAUCUGGCCCUGGAGCAGAACACCAAUGUUCGCGAUGUCAUCGGUGAUGGUCCGGGCAUGAUCUUUGUGGUAUAUCCUCAGGCCAUGGCCAAGAUGCCGUAUGCCCAGCUCUGGGCGGUCAUGUUCUUCUUCAUGCUGCUCUGCCUGGGCUUGAACUCACAGUUUGCCAUCGUGGAAGUGGUGGUCACUUCGAUACAGGACGGCUUUCCACGUUGGAUUAAGCGGCAUCUGGGGUAUCAUGAGAUCGUGGUGCUGUUUGUGUGCGUCAUCUCCUGCCUGUUCGGCAUGCCGAACAUCAUACAGGGCGGCAUCUACUACUUCCAGCUGAUGGAUCACUAUGCCGCCUCCGUGACGAUCAUGUUCCUGGCCUUCUGCCAAAUGAUCGCCAUAGCGUGGUUCUACGGCACAGGACGACUCUCGAAGAAUGUCAAGCAGAUGACGGGCAAGGCGCCAUCGCUCUAUCUCAAGUCCUGCUGGCUUGUCCUGGGACCCUGUCUGCUCUUUGCCAUCUGGGUUCUCAGCCUGAUCAACUACCACGAGCCCACCUACCACAAUGGACGCUACACGUAUCCCGACUGGGCCUACGGCAUUGGCUGGAUGUUUGCCUCCUUCUCGCUGAUCUGCAUACCUGGCUAUGCGCUGAUCAACUUCCUGCGAGCCAGCGGCGACACCUUCUGGGAACGCAUCCGAAACACCCUGCGACCAAACAUUUACGAGUGCAAAAUAUGCGGCGAACACCACUGCGAACACGACUUUCCCGAGCAGGAGCAAUUCAUGCUGGCACAGGAGCUGGCCACUGUGUAUAAGCCAACCACUAGCCAUCUGCUCCAUUUGGGCCAGAAGCCCGGCUACAAUGCCAUGCACGCCUCGGCCGGCCCCGCGGAGCCCUCAUAUCAUCAGACUAAGCAUCAUCCGGACGCUGGUGACCAGUAGCUGCUCUUGGUGGUUCCGUGUUCCAAUGCUAGCAAUAUCUGAGUAUUUUUAACGAAUAAUCUUUGUAAUUUAACAUCAGCAGAAAUUGAAUUAUUUAAAUAAAUUGUAGAAACAGA
This is a messenger RNA of Drosophila kikkawai, 3418 nucleotides long. The record is from RefSeq and is a predicted model, not a curated record. Lineage: Eukaryota; Metazoa; Arthropoda; Insecta; Diptera; Drosophilidae.